CUGGGCCCCCACCAGCCGAAAAACCAGAGAGAAAUCGACAGCAGAUCCGUCUACGUGUCCAACAUCCCCUUCAAAAUCUCCCCCUGGAAGCUCAAGGUACUCUUCUGCCAGGGCGCCGACGGAGUCCCCGGCUGCGGCAGCACCUCCGUCAACAGGGUCACCAUUGUCUGCGACCGCGUCACCGGCUUGCCCAAGGGCUACGCCUACAUCGAGUUCGCCCACGAGUCCGACGCCGCCGCCGCAGUCCGCUUCGACGGCCUCCAGGUCGACGGCAGGGUCAUCGGCGUCAAGAGCAAGCGCACAAACGUCCCCGGCGUGCAUAGC
This is a messenger RNA of Pichia membranifaciens NRRL Y-2026, 324 nucleotides long. RefSeq lists its product as hypothetical. Lineage: Eukaryota; Fungi; Ascomycota; Pichiomycetes; Pichiales; Pichiaceae. Gene Ontology annotation, molecular function: RNA binding. The annotation marks the transcript as partial. The record is from RefSeq and is a predicted model, not a curated record. The transcript has a single exon.